Messenger RNA from Haplochromis burtoni (Burton's mouthbrooder), 4830 nucleotides. RefSeq names its product collagen, type IV, alpha 5 (Alport syndrome) (gene col4a5). Gene Ontology annotation, molecular function: extracellular matrix structural constituent. Gene Ontology annotation, cellular component: collagen trimer. The record is from RefSeq and is a predicted model, not a curated record. Lineage: Eukaryota; Metazoa; Chordata; Actinopteri; Cichliformes; Cichlidae.
GAACUAAGGGUGAACCUGGUCAGACAAUGACAGAGAAAGGGGCCAAAGGAGAAAGAGGUCGGGAUGGCGAGCCUGGGCAGCCUGGUUCACCAGGUAUACCAGGUCAGCCUGGACAGCCUGGUUUUCCCGGUUUAUCGGGAGCGAAGGGUGAACCCAGAAUCCCAGGCAUUGGACUGCCAGGACCUCCAGGACCAAAAGGAUUCCCGGGCGUUGGUGGGCAGCCAGGUGCCCCUGGAGGACCAGGAAGACCAGGGAUAGAUGGACGUCCCGGUGAGCUGGGAUUUACUGGACAAAAGGGUGAACCUGGUCUUGGACUUCCUGGUCCUCCUGGUUUAACGGGUGCACCGGGCCCUAAAGAAUCCAUUGGGCCUAAGGGAGAUCCUGGUUUCCCUGGUAACCCCGGUUUGCCGGGUUGGCUUGGAGCUGAUGGAGCUCCAGGAUUCAAAGGCGAGCCUGGUACACCUGGUACACCUGGAUCUCGUGGCCCCCCUGGACCCCCCUCUUUUGGUGGAACGGGCCCACCAGGUCUCCCAGGACCUCCGGGCCCAAUGGGACCACCAGGGCUGCCAGGAUCAGAUGGUCCAAAAGGAGACCCUGGCCCUCCAGGUCUAGACAUCCCAGGCCCACCAGGAGACCCAGGAGCUCCAGGUUAUCAAGGUCUUCCAGGUACUAUUGGAACCCCAGGACCACCUGGAGGACCUGGUCGCGAUGGUUUGCCUGGCUUGCCAGGUCAGAAAGGAGACAUGGGUCCCAAUGGACCUCCAGGACCUUCUGGAGGACCGGGAGCCCGAGGAGGACCUGGUGCUCCUGGAUUUAAAGGUGAACCAGGAUUUCCAGGUAGAGACGGUGCACCAGGUGGUCCUGGUGCUAAAGGAGAGAGGGGAGACAUGGGCCUCCAGGGACCGCCAGGACCCAGUGUUCCAUCGCAGCUCUUAAAGGGACAAAAAGGAGAUCCUGGACCUUCAGGUGGAACAGGUUUUCCGGGUCCAAAAGGUGCUACUGGUCUCCCUGGUGACCCUGGGUUUCCAGGAACAGAUGGCAGUCCUGGCCGCCCUGGACCUCCAGGUUCUAAAGGAGAUUCUGGUCGCCCAGGAGGUCCAGGUAUUCCUGGGUCUCCAGGACCUAAAGGCCAAAUGGGAGACAUGGGAAUCCCAGGACCACCAGGGCUGAAAGGUGUAUCAGGAGAGUCGGGUAUACCAGGAUCCCCAGGACAGCCAGGACCACCUGGUAACCAAGGACCCAAAGGUGAGCCAGGUUCUGCUGGCGUCGGACCACCUGGACUAACCGGACAAAAGGGUGAUCCAGGCCUGCCAGGGUACCCAGGAAAUCCAGGCCUAAAAGGAAACCCAGGAUUACCAGGUCCCACAGGUGUGACGGGAAGACCAGGCGAUAAAGGUGACCCCGGACUCCCAGGAUUCCAAGGUCCUCCUGGUAUCCCCGGUCCUAAGGGUCUUGACGGUGUGCCGGGUACCCCAGGUAGCUCAGGAGCUCCAGGUAGACCAGGAGAACCUGGUCCACAAGGACCGUCUGGUCCACCAGGAGAGAAAGGUCAGGCAGGUCGCGAUGGGAUUCCAGGACCAGCUGGAGUCAAAGGAGAAGCAGGAAUUCCAGGUUACGGUGGUCCAGGUCCUGCUGGAAGUCCAGGACUGCCAGGUAUCAAGGGAGACACAGGUCCUCCUGGUGUACCCGGCAACCCUGGUUUUCCCGGCCCUAAAGGAGACCCAGGCUCACCUGGUGGCCCUGGUGAACAAGGUGCCCCUGGCUUUCCUGGGCCUGCUGGGCUGUCUCUGCCAGGCCCUAAAGGUGCCACAGGACCCCCUGGAUUACCUGGAAGAGCAGGCCCUGCAGGUCCUCCAGGUUCACCCGGCCUACAAGGUCCUCGUGGACUCCCAGGAACUGGUGGCGUUAAGGGAGAAAAGGGUACUCUUGGCAUGCCUGGAAUUCCUGGCAUCCCCGGACAGAAGGGAGAUCCUGGUUUUCCAGGAAAUCCGGGCAUACCUGGUCCUACUGGCCCCGCUGGAAUAAAGGGAGAUUCAGGACAGCCUGGUGUUCCUGGAUUCCCUGGAUUGAAGGGUGAUCUUGGAUAUCCUGGCCCCAGUGGCCCUCCUGGAGAUCGUGGAUUACCUGGAGAACGGGGCACUCCGGGUGAUCCCGGUGAAGGUUCGCCUCCCAUUGUGCUAAAGGGAGAACGGGGACCCCCAGGUCAGCCUGGCAACCCUGGUCCCCGUGGUUCAGAUGGCCCACAAGGUCUUCAGGGCCUACCUGGUUCUCCAGGACCACCUGGUGACCCUGGUGGACCUGGGAGCGAUGGUCCUCCUGGCUUCAACGGACCUGCCGGCAGGAAGGGAGACGUUGGUCCGGCAGGUCAGCCUGGUCAGCCUGGCAACCCUGGUCCCCGUGGUUCAGAUGGCCCACAAGGUCCUCCCGGUGUCCCAGGAUCAGUUUCUGCUGCUCACGGUUUCCUCAUCACCCGGCACAGCCAGACCACCGAUGACCCAGAGUGCCCCACUGGAACUAAGUUUAUCUAUAACGGAUACUCUCUGUUGUACGUUCAGGGCAACGAGCGGGCACACGGACAGGACCUUGGCACAGCCGGUAGCUGCCUGCGCAGAUUUAGCACCAUGCCCUUCAUGUUCUGCAAUAUCAACAACGUCUGCAACUUCGCAUCCCGUAACGACUACUCCUACUGGCUGUCAACGGACAGACCCAUGCCCGAAAACAUGGCCCCCUUCGUGGGAGAGAAUAUCAGGCCUCAUGUCAGCAGAUGUAGAGUCUGUGAAGCUCCCGCCAUGGUGAUUGCAAUUCACAGUCAGACUAUCCAGAUUCCUUCUUGCCCUGAAAACUGGGAAGUACUGUGGAUUGGAUACUCCUUUAUGAUGCACACCAGUGCGGGUGCAGAGGGCUCCGGUCAGGCGCUCGCCUCCCCCGGCUCCUGCCUGGAGGAGUUCCGCAGCUCCCCUUUCAUCGAGUGCCACGGCAGAGGGACAUGUAACUUCUAUGCCAACUCCUACAGCUUCUGGCUGGCCACCGUGGAAACUUCUGAGAUGUUCAGAAAGCCCCAGUCUGAGACCUACAAGGCAGGUAGCCUACGGACACGUGUGAGCCGCUGUGCAGUCUGCAUGAAGCGCACGUAACGGCAUGCAUGCCACCAAGCAAACACACCACUGCCAGGAGGUGGAGAGACGCCCAUCGAUGACGAGAGACGAUUGGACGUACAGUAGACAAGUGUGGCAGCGGGUGGGGGCAGUCACGAUGAGUUGGAAUUCCAAUGGUGCAUUGUCUUCCGGAAAAACAAACUACAACUAAAACAACGGUGCUACUGUGCAACACAGCUUAAAAAAAAAAGAAAAAGACAAAAAAAAGAAAAAAACUGACGUAAACAAAUCUUACAUUUAGUCUUUGUUUGUCUUAAGAAGUACCUCAAAAUGAAAGCAGAAUAUAUUCAAUUCAUGGUGCCACGAUGGAUGUGUGACAACAAAACUGCAUUUUUCUUUCUUUUCCCUUCUUUCCCAGAAGGAUCUUUGUUCCCUUUCCCCCUUUUUCCCCCCAAAAAUUACGUUUGACACGUUGGUGCAGCAAAAAUGUGACAGAGUAACUUUUUAUUUUAUUUUAUUUUUGAUAAGGAGUUGAUGGUUUUCACAGUUACCAAAUCGGCACUUUGACUUCGGAACAUCCAUGAUGACAGAUGCACUGACGAUGAGCUUUCUGUAGUGAGAAUGACUGCUUUUUUAAAAAAAAUUACCAAUCACCCUUUCUUUCUCGCUCUUAUUUUUUCUGUUUUACGUUACAUUUCGUAGUGAUAACCCUGCUGUCCCCCACUCUUUGCUAACCAUAUCGCCUUCUUUUGCUUAUUUUUUUGUUUUUGUAAGUAAUACAAUGUGUAUAUUGUGUAAAACACUUUUGUUUUUAGUGUAUUAGCUCGAAUCACUACCAGCUGUUUGUUAUGCACGGCGAUUUUCCAGGUUCUUCUUAGCUCACACAUUCACUUAACGCACGUUGACUCAGAUAUUGUACAAAGUAAGGCUUUUAUGAAUGAAACAGUAUUUUAUAUAUAAUAAAUAUAUAUUUGAAAAAAGAGGAUUAAAAAGUAUAUAAACUUUAUUCGGCUGUGGAGAGCUUGUUUGUUGUUUUUAACCACGAAACGGUCAUACAUUACAUUUCAUGAAAAAAUAAAGCUUACUACUGAACGCAAACAGCCAUUUUCAUGAAACUAUAACAGUCUUAUGUGAUAUUAACAAUGCCAAUGCUUCAACCUUUUGUAUUGUUCCAUUGAAAUAAAGGGGAUUUGCUUUUAGCUAGUUGAAUGAUUGGAAAUUGUUACGAAUAUCAACACGGGAAACGGAGAAAAUAAAAUUCAGAUAAAUUCUUCAUUAUUUGAUUAGAAAACAGGGACAUUUUUUGUGUUUCUUACAUUUCCAGGUGCUGGGAAUUUUCUAUAAAAAGAUCCUGAUGUAGUUUGAAGGGGCUGCCUUUGUUCCCAACACUUUCAAAUCCACUUUUACUGGCUUGAAUUUCUAUCCCAAAUUGGAUAAAGUGUUCAGGCUUCAUGGUGUGGUAACACAGGUCUGAGCGUACAGAUUCCUGAUGUACUGUAAAGCUAUGCGAGCUGUUUGGGGGAGGGUGAAAUAUUUCCCUGUGAUCUUUAUUGUUUGUUUGUUUUGUGUGUUUGUUUUUUUUUCAAAUCUGCUUUUAUGAAUUCUAAUUGUGUCAGCCUGGGGUGCGAUGAAAAAAAAAAGUGCAUUUUUUUUUCUUUUUGUUGUUUUGUUUCCAUUUUAUGUUAUCCGGAAGUUGUUAUAAACUUUUAAGACUGAAAUAAAUACUAUGUCCAAA